UAUUUUGUUGAUUUGGUUUGAUGCAAAAAUAAACGUUCCUCAUUUAGACGCAGCUUCAAGCUAAAUAUGGUGUAAAUUUUCAUAAAGCGCUAUUUCAACAAGUUGCUCAAUCGUUUUGUUGAUAAAUACCGUAAAACUGUUUGUGUAUAUCUUUUUAAAUAAUAACUUAAACUUGUGUUAGUUUAUAUUUCGGAAAUCAUGGGUGUCCCAAAAUUCUUCAGAUACAUCACCGAAAGGUAUCCUUGCCUAAGUGAAAUCGUAAAGGAAUACCAAAUUCCCGCUUUUGAUAAUUUAUAUUUGGAUAUGAAUGGAAUCAUUCAUAAUUGCUCGCAUCCCGAUGAUGAUGAUCCUCACUUUCGUAUUUCGGAAGAGAAAAUUUUUCAAGAUAUCUUCCAUUAUAUUGAGGUUUUGUUUAGAAUGAUUAAACCUCAAAAAUUGUUUUUUAUGGCAAUCGACGGUGUUGCUCCAAGAGCAAAAAUGAAUCAACAAAGAGCAAGGAGAUUUAGAUCUGCUAAGGAUGCUGAGAAAAUGAUUGAAAAGGCUGUUAAAAAGGGUGAAAUUUUGCCUAUGGAUGAUCGAUUUGAUUCUAAUUGUAUCACCCCUGGGACUAGUUUUAUGAUUAAAUUACAACAACAGUUAAAGUAUUUUGUUGUUGAUAAAAUUUCUAAUGACAAAUUGUGGCAAAAAUGUAAAAUUAUAUUAUCAGGGCACGAAACUCCCGGUGAAGGAGAACAUAAAAUAAUGGAUUACAUCCGAUAUAUAAGGGCCCAACCGGGUUAUGACCCAAACACAAGACAUUGUUUAUAUGGUUUAGACGCAGAUUUAAUAAUGUUAGGUUUAUGUACACACGAACCACAUUUUUCAUUAUUACGCGAAGAGGUAAAAUUUGGCAGAAAAGCCAAUCGAAAAAGGUCAGCCCCAGAAGAAAUUACAUUUUACCUAUUACACUUAUCGUUAAUGAGAGAAUACCUUGGGUUGGAAUUUAAAGAUCUCGAAACAUCGAACCAACUCGCUUUUAAAUACGACAUCGAAAAAAUCAUCGACGAUUGGGUUCUGAUGGGAUUUUUAGUCGGAAAUGAUUUUAUUCCUCAUCUCCCUUAUUUACAUAUUGGCGAAGGAGCUAUCCCGGCGCUUUAUAAAACGUAUAUGAAGGUUUUACCAACUUUUGAUGGGUAUUUAAACGAAUCGGGAACGUUGAAUUUACCACGAUUUGAAAAAUUUUUAGAAGCUUUAGCUGAAGUUGAGUUUGAGCAUUUCUCAGACCAAUGUGCUGAUUUAAAAUAUUUCGAAGCUAAAACUGGUAGAAAAUUUGGAACAAGAGGGAAAUUGGAAGAAUGGGAGGACGAUGGGGAUGUUGUGGAAUUUGAGGCGUUAGAACCAACAAAACCUAUUAAUUCGGAAUUAGCUGCGCUUAUUAAAAAUACGGAUGAUAUGUUUUCUGACCCAAAUGACUUAAACUUAGAUAAUUUAGAGAUUGACGAAAGAAGUGAUUCUUCCGACCGAGAUUUAGAAAUGAUCCAAAUGGAAUUUACUCAGCAUAAAACCGAUUACUACAGAAAUAAAUUAGAAUACCCUAAUGUUACAGCUGAAGUGUUGCAAGCUCAGGCUCAUGGUUAUGUGAGAGCCAUCCAGUGGAAUUUAAAUUAUUACUACAACGGUUGUUGUUCAUGGAGUUGGUAUUACCCCCAUCAUUAUGCUCCUUACAUAUCGGAUAUUAAAGGGUUUUCCGACUUAAAAAUAGAGUUUGAUUUGGGGAAACCUUUUAAACCUUACGAACAACUUUUAGCGGUAUUACCACCUUUAAGCAAAAAGUUGUUACCAAGUGCAUAUCAUAAAUUGAUGACGGACGAAAAUUCAAUGUUAAAAGAUUUUUAUCCGAACGAUUUCAUGACCGAUUUGAACGGAAAGAAACACGAUUGGGAAGCAGUCGUUUUAAUACCGUUCAUUAACGAAGUGUUAUUAUUAGAAGCAAUGAAACCGUGCAAUUUAGAAUUAACACCCGAAGAAAUUGAAGGAAAUAAAGAAGGACCAAUGUUGAUUUAUCAAUACAGCAAAAUGGAUCAAGGACCUUAUCCAGCUCCUGAAUACUUCCCAACGAUUCCUAAUAAUUUUACGACUUGUACAAAACUUAGUAUAGACGAUGUACGAGUCCCCAAAGACAAACUUAUUAAAGGAGCAUAUCCGGGGGUUAAACAAGAGAUUUAUUUCCCUGGUUUUCCUACUACUAAACAUUUAGAAUACACGCAUCAUGUUGCUAAUAUUAAAGUAAAAGUUCACGAACAAUCCAGUCGAAAUGAAAGUAUGAUUCUCACAUUAAAAGUAAACGAUGAUGUUCCACCAUUAGAGGAAGUUGCAAAAGAUUUACUUGGAAAAACUGUUUAUGUUGCUUGGCCACAUUUAGUGGAAGCUUUAGUUGUCUCAGUUUCAAAUAAAAAUUUCCGCUACCACCACACAAAAGAACCAGGUAAUUUUAACAUCGUUGAAAAUAAAGGAAACGUCGCUAAAGAUUGGCAAUUAGAGAGUUCAACAAUCUCAGAUCGGUAUAAAUCUCGUUUUGGAAUUGAAGUAGGUCCAGUCUCUAUCUUAGUCCAUGUAAAAGUCAUGAUUGGACGUAAAUAUAUGUUUACUCAAGCUGGACGAGUUACACUAGAAAAGCAAUGGGCUCCUAUAACUUCUCCUUAUCCAUUACAAUCAAUUGUUAAAGAAAUUUUGGUUAAUGACGAUGUUCAUUCGGCGUUUAGAGAUAUUGAAAGUCUUUUCCCUGUUGGAUCUUUAUGCUUCAUGUUGAGUCAUCCAUGUUAUGGAUCUUGUGGUACAGUGAAAGAUAGCAAAGAUUGCAUUAAGAAUGGACGAUUAAAAAUUUGCAUGAAAAGCUAUGAUGAACCUAAUUUGGAUGAUAUACAAAUAUUAGAAACGCAAAUGAGGACUAAGUAUAUGAAUUCUCAUGAUGCUUCAACUCGAAUUGCAAUUUCUAAGAUUUUAUUUUCGAGGAUAACAGGAAGUAUUUUAAUAUCUACAGUACCCAGAUUCCAAACAACUGAUGAAUCUAGUAAAGUUAAUGUUGGGCUUAACUUAAAAUUUAGCAAAAGAAACGAAGAAAUUCCUGGAUAUACAAGAAAAGAUGGAAAUUUUUGGUAUUAUUCGGAAAAAGCGGUGGAGCUUGUUAAGCAAUUCAAAGAACUUUUCCCUGAAGUUUUUUCUUACGUUAAUUUGCAUAAUGAAAAUGUUUAUUAUUUGGAGGAUAUCUAUCCGGAGGGGGAUGGAAAAGAAAAAGUCGCAGCAAUUGUAAAGUGGAUAAAGAGCCAAGAAUAUUAUUCGUUUGAACGAAGAUCUUGUGGAAGUUGUGUUUUGGAGCCUGAGGUUAUAAAAUGUUUAGAAAAAACUAUUGAUGAAUAUGUAAAGACAGCGAAACCAAAAAUUACGAAUAUGCAAGUUAAACCGCAUGUUUUAUAUAAACCCGAUUUAUUUGUUGGUAACGUUCCCCCCGAUCAAAACACCAAGUUUCAACUCUACGACCGUGUUGUAAACGUAAGAGAAAGUUACACGGUACCAUUCGGACUUGAAGGAACG
Molecule: messenger RNA, 3570 nt
Organism: Onthophagus taurus
Lineage: Eukaryota; Metazoa; Arthropoda; Insecta; Coleoptera; Scarabaeidae
Source: RefSeq, a predicted model, not a curated record